Menidia menidia (Atlantic silverside) is the source of this 5551-nucleotide messenger RNA. The record is from the annotation of a GenBank genome assembly. Lineage: Eukaryota; Metazoa; Chordata; Actinopteri; Atheriniformes; Atherinopsidae.
GGCCCUUUCCCAUCGACCUCCCCCGCAGAGAUUCCUGCUCGCGCGCUCACGCCCCCUGAAGCGCGCGGCGGCGGCAGCAGCGUUGGUGGCUGAGCGAAUCGGGGUAUCGUCAGCCUCCCCCUGCAGACCCUUCCUUCGGCGUGCUGGAAAACCGAUAUUUUUAGCGCCCGGUUCGUGUUGCAGCGCCGCAGUGGCGAGAAGCUUCUCGGGUCUCUGCGCCACAGUUUGAGCCGGAGUCGCGCGCGGGGCACCAGAGAGCUGCGUGACGCCGAGAGCGCGCGUGGGCUCGUUAGCACGAGCAGGAAGAUAGCGGACGGGGAGGGGGGACGGGACACUUAGCAGCGUAUCACCCCCGUCCGACUUCAGUCCUGGUUGGACGGCCUGCCCGGAGAUGGCCAGUCCUGCGUGUACAGAUUUAGCAACGUCGCCACGGGAGCACGGGACGGUGGAGCAGAACCAUCCAGAACCAGCCUGCCUGGAGGCGCAGAAAUGGAUAGAGGCCGUCACUGGGAAGAGCUUUGGUGACAAGGACUUCCGCAGCGCGUUGGAGAAUGGCAUCCUGUUAUGCGAACUGCUGAGUGCAAUCAAACCAGGGCUGGUCAAGAAGAUCAACAGACUGCCCACACCGAUUGCUGGACUGGACAACCUGUCCGUCUUCUUGCGGGGCUGCGAGGAGUUGGGUCUGAAAGGCUCCCAGCUAUUUGACCCAGGAGACUUACAAGACACAUCCAUACGCGCUAACUUGAAGGACUCGGACUGCAACCGCAAAUUGAAAAAUGUGCUAAACACUGUAUUCUGGCUUGGGAAAGCUGCCAGUGGCUGUGCCUCUUACAGUGGCCCCACGCUCAACCUCAAGGAGUUUGAAGGUCUUCUGUCUCAAAUGAAGAUGGAGAGUGAGGAAGGAGGGGACAGUCCUCAGAGGCGCAGUGUCAGAGACAGCGGCUACGACUGCUGGGACUCAGAGAGGAGCGAGUCCCUGUCUCCACCAAGACAUACUCGUGACGACUCCCUGGACAGUCUGGAUUCAUUUGGGUCCCGCUCGCAGCACAGCCCUUCCCCUGAUGUGGUGAAUCGAAGCAAUGGCGAUGCACGAGGCAGCGACUCCGAAGCUGAUGCCUCAGGCAGGAAGCCAGAUGUGCGGAAGGAUGACAUGUUGGCCAGAAGGACUGCCAGCUCUGAAUCAAGAAGCUCCAUCCCCUUCAACCAGUUUCUUCCUAAUCGAGCCAAUGCCAGCUCUUACAUCCCGGCUCCACGUCGAAAACAGCAUCCAGAAGAGGGAGAGCAGCGAAGUCACCCUCAAGCCUCAUCAGAACAAAGUAAAAGAACUGGACUGCAUUACAAAGCUCCCAAGACUGUCACUUGGGCACCUGAGAACAAUGGUGAAAAACUAAAACAGGAAGAGGAGAUGGCCACCCAGGAUGUGAUGGAGCAGAGGAAGCUGCAGAAGUGCGAGAGGGCAGGGAUUAAAGUUCUUCCUGCUGCCGUCCGCUACAGAAGCCCUCCUAUUAUGGAGGAAGAAGAAGUCAGGUCGCCGUCGCCAACCAUUGUCCUACGCUGCGAUAACGAUUUUUUGAACUCGCAUAAUUCUGCGUGUGAGUCCUCGUCUGAUGGCGAGGAAGAAGUGGAAAAACGGAAAAUUCCUGAUGUCCGUAAAGAUGACUUAGCAUCUAGGCGAACCCAUCAUGGCCCUGCUGCUCCCAAUGUGCACCAGUUCCUGCCCCCUCCUGUGUGUACCGACAAAGACAGAGAGCGCUGGGAGGGCAUCCGACGAGCCUCCCAGCAAACAUUACAGGAGAAGGAGAUCAGUGAGAGAGAAGCAGUACCUGACAUCAUUACUCGCAGAGAAAACCCCUUCCUAAAGGAAGAUGAGGAAGAUGAGGGAGAAGAGAGGAAAGUUAAGGCGAUUCCCAAUAAGCAGCGGGAUGACCUGGCUCUUAGACGGGCUCAGAGUAAAGCCCGCCCACACAGGGAUGGACCAAUGAGCUUUGUCUCCUCAUCCAUGAGCCAGGCAGAUAUGCAGAAGUGGGAGAGACUCAAGAUGACUGAACCAAGUGACAGUAGGCCAGCCCCUAUGUGUCAGGCUUGUCUGGAGAAAAAUUAUGGGAACCCUUUCAGCGGAUCAGCAAAGGCUGGACCAGGUCACAGCAAAGUUGUGACCUUUGGGGGUGUGACAGAGAUCGAGCAGCCCAUAGACACAGUCAUGUCAAGUGAAGGGGAGGAGACGGAGUUGCUUAGACGACUCCUUUCCAAGGCAACUGUAGCCAUGCCUACCAUUGGCCUGGGCUCCCAGCUUUCAGAGCGGGAACGCAGCCAUGUGGAUGGAGCUGACCCCGGUCAAAUUUCCCCACCCUCCGUGGACCUCCAACUCUUGACUCCCGAAGCCACUCCCACCGCCGCUGAUAUAGAUGCUCGUCUAGCUCUGUAUGUGCAGAGAACAGAGGAGGAGGAGGAGGAGGAGGAGCAGGAGGGGGAAGAGGAAAGAAUCCCAGAUCUGCAGAAAGAUGACAUGAUGGCAAGAAGGACCGGGGUUUUUCAUAAAAAACGCACCACUCAGGUGACUUACAACCGGUUCCUGCCUCUGCCUGGCUCCAAGCGCUGCACUCAGGACGAGGUCACCACAGAUGCAGCUCCGCGGAGCAAAAUGAAAGUGCAGGCAGAGAGAAACAAGAAAUUCAGCGCCAGAGUGGAGCAUCAGCAUCCCAGUAAUCCCAUGGAAACACCUCAACGACAGCUUGAGCCGAGAGCGAUCCCAGGUGAAUGUGACGAUAAUGGGGAUGAGUGUGAUGAAAACGAGUCUGUGCCGGACCCCGAGAAAGAUGACAUGAUGGCUCGAAGGACCAGGUCGUUUCAAAAAGCCAGUGCUGUCAGAGCAAAUCAGUCCUUCAAUCAGUUCCUACCUGUACCUGGAACAGCCAAACACAGCAUCAGCCCGGUUUCUGCAAUGAAGCAGCCACACAGCAAAGCUAAACUCACAGAAAAGAUGGACAGAGACAGUAUUGUUACCAUGGCAGCAGAACAUCAGGCCCUGCCCUCCAAAGCCCCAGUCAGCCCUACAUGUCCCGGGCUUAAGAAGAGGCAACAGGACGAAGAGCGAGAGAAGGGGGACGCGAUGAUUGUCCAUAACCCCACUGUCAGCAGUGUUUCUGAACCCCCCUCUCCUCCAUCACUUACACCUCCACCCAGUCCUGCCCCUUCCAGGGUCUAUAGAGAGGAGGUGAAUCUGGAGAGGCAGGGGGUAGAGGAGAGAGUACAGGUGGAGGAGAAAGAAAGGGAUGACAAUGAGAAACCACAAAAGAAACCCUUUUGGCUUGAGGAUGAGCUACCUCCAAUAAUGAGCGUGAGUAUGAGUGACAUUGCUAAUGAGGAAGAAGUGGGACACUUACCAACUCUGAGCCAAUCCCGAUAUGAGCGCAUGCAUGAGCAGUACAACAGUUUCAAAGAGGAGGAGGACCACUGGCAAGAUGAUCUGGCUCGUUGGAAGAAUCGACGCCGGAGUGCCUCACAGGAGCUAAUCAAAAAAGAGGAGGAGAGGAAGAGAAUGGAAAAAAGGAUGAGGGAAGAGGGUGGUGAUAAGAGGAAAAGUAUUAAGACCUACAAAGAGAUUGUGGAGGAAAAGGAGCGCAGAGAAGCAGAGUUGUGUAAAGCCUACAGAAAUGCAGCCACUCCAGAAGAGGCGGCAUUGGUUUUGCAGCGUUACGCUCUCCGCUUCACCAUCAGCGAUGCAACACUAGACAGCCUAAAACUGCCCAGGUCCACCUCUAAACCCAAACAGGAGCAGAAUCAGAAGCACAGAGCAUCAUCACCUGUCGACAAUUCAGAAGGGUUGGACUACUCGCACAAAGCAGGCUCAGCUGUAGUGAUAGAGAAAAAUCAGGGACCUGCAAAACCUGAGGAGAAGGGGAAAGAAGCAGCUCAUGAGCAAGGGAACUCAGGUGCCAUCUCAGCCAGCUUGACAACUCCAAAUAGUCCUCAAAAUGUGCCACCUCAGUCCCUACAGCUCCGUGAAGCACCGACCCAUCCGUCAGGGUCUCCAGACACACAUCGACCACAGACCAAACCAACUUUGCCUCAGGAUACUCACGCAGAUCUUCAACCAGCCCGGCCCGCACACACUGCCCCUUCCCCUCCACCUCCUCCACCCUCCAGACCUGUCCCUCUGCUGGUGGCCAAGCCCUACUGCCAACCCAGGAACGCGCCAUCUGGACACAAGUCUGUCAAGAUGGAAAGGUUGGUGCGGGUGAACGGAGAAGCGACGACAGAAGAGUUCACUGUUUCCUCUCCACCCACCACCCUGCUGGAGCUGCAACAAGAAAACAAUGAUGUUUCCCCCAAGCAGACAGAGAAAGAUGUUUCCCCCAAGCAGACAGAGAAAGAUGUUCCUCAUGAGGAGGCAGUGGAAAAUCCAAAGACAGCAGAGCAGCGGGCACCCCCACUAAUGGAAAAACCAAGUCCAAGCUCAGGCUCUGCCAUCAGCUCCCUGAUUGGAGGCCGCAACUGUAUAAUCACAACCACUAUUGUGACAGAACUCACGCAAACUUACAUAGAGCCGCUUCAACCAGACACCCAAAGUAAUGGAAAGGCUGGGACUACAGGGUUGCACGAGACUCCGAUGGAGAACACAAAUGCCAAGUUGACUGCACCGCCUAGCAGCAAGCAAGAAUAUUCUCCCACUGUCACAGAGGGACUUGAAGAGAGCAAUGUAACUAUUGAGACCCCCAUGUUGAACUUGGCUAAACGUGUUAAUCACUGGGUCUGGGACCCCAAUGAGGAGCGUAAUCGCUUGGAAAGAUGGCAACAGGAGCAGGAACGCCUCCUUCAGGAACAAUACCAGAGAGAACAAGAGAAGCUGAAGAAGGAAUGGGAGAAAGCACAGAUAGAGGUGGAAGAGGAGGAGAGAAAGCACAACGAAGAGGAGAGACGAAUUCUGGAAGAAACUGUCACACCCCUCAGUCCCACCGGUUUGUUGCAACAGCAGCCAGGAAACCCAGUGACUGCUUUGUCUGCGAUAGAAAAGGACAGCAUAGGAGGAUUAAAGGUGUACGUGCAGGAGAAUGGACAGAACAUCUCCAGGGGCAAAGAGGACCAGCAUUCUUCGAAGCUGCACUUUUUCCAGGAUUCCGGAUGUGAUAGUGAACCGUCAAAGAAACUGGAAUUGUGGAAAACAUCUUCCCUGGACCGCAACCCUCAGCUGAGCCAGACACAGAAUGUUAAAAGAUCAGGAUCACAUGAAGGUGUACUAAGUAAACAGCAGUCUUCCCCUUCAACGCCUCUGCCCCCCUCACCCAGCAGGUGUGUCAGUGGGAAGCGCCUGUGCUCUGGUUGUUCGACACCUUUGGGAAAAGGAGCUGCAAUGAUCAUUGAUACUCUGGGACUCUUCUUCCACAUACAGUGUUUCAAGUGUGGAGUGUGCAAUGGGCAGCUGGGUGACACCACAGCAGGGACUGAUGUACGAAUUCGCGGUGGGAAGCUGAGCUGCCAUGAAUGCUACUAUGCAUCCCGGGGAACGCACACACAGCUUGAACACGUGUUCCUGACAGAGAAACUGGGCUGA